Molecule: messenger RNA, 3668 nt
Organism: Poeciliopsis prolifica (blackstripe livebearer)
Lineage: Eukaryota; Metazoa; Chordata; Actinopteri; Cyprinodontiformes; Poeciliidae
Gene: erfl1
Product: Ets2 repressor factor like 1
Exons: 6
Coding region: 99-1514 (471 amino acids)
Biological process (GO): regulation of transcription by RNA polymerase II; cell differentiation
Cellular component (GO): nucleus
Molecular function (GO): DNA-binding transcription factor activity, RNA polymerase II-specific; sequence-specific DNA binding
Source: RefSeq, a predicted model, not a curated record
CGCAGACUCCAGCCCAGACCGGGAGAAGGUGAUCGAGCUUCGGCCUCAGGUGCAUCUCUGAGGCGGGGCGACGCGGAAGGUCCAGGUGUUGUGGAGGCAUGGACUGCAACUGCGUCAGCGAUCUGCUGCUCCCCCCGGUGCCCGCCCUUUGGACGCCAGGGUUUGCCUUCCCGGACUGGGCCUACAAGCCGGAGUCGAGCCCUGGUUCCAGGCAGAUCCAGCUGUGGCACUUCAUUCUGGAGCUGCUGCAGAAGGAGGAGUACCAGGGUGUGAUCGCUUGGCAGGGAGACUACGGGGAGUUUGUCAUCAAGGACCCAGAUGAGGUGGCCCGGCUGUGGGGGAUUAGGAAGUGCAAGCCUCACAUGAACUACGACAAGCUGAGCCGGGCGCUGAGGUAUUACUACAACAAGCGCAUUUUGCACAAAACCAAAGGGAAGCGGUUCACCUACAAGUUUAACUUCAGUAAAGUGGUGCUGGUGAACUACCCCAUCCUGGACAUGGCUAACUCUCCCUUCUUUCUGGCCCAGAACCACUUUAACGGGGGCUCGGCUGCUCCGGACUGCAGCCCAGAGGCCAUACAGUCCCUGUUUCCUCGUUUGCCAGACAGCGGCAGAGGAACGUCCCUGUUUGAUCGGGGCUCUGCACCGCCGGGACCUGAAGGAGACAAACUGAGACUGGACACAUUCCCUUUCCUCGGUUCAGGUGCCCCGUGUUACUCCAAACCCCCUUCCCUGCUGGGCCCGUAUCCCCGCAACCCGCCCUUUGACUACCCUUGGAGUUUCAACCCAUACCUCCCAGGGGCCUUCUCUCUCAAUAACUGCCCCAAACUGCCCCCUGGAUCCCUCUACCCCUCCCAGUUUUACCCCAACCCUCUGCAGAGCAGCCUUUCCCAGCUGCCUCACCCCUUUUCCUCAUUGCUUCCCCCUGGGGAGGCUGCCGGAGGUGAAAGGGGAGCACCGGGGCAGACUGGCGGGACAAACGGCACGGCGGGUGGUCAGCCAGCUCGGCUCUGCCUGCCGCCCUACCCAGGCAGCCUGCCGAUGGGUCGGACUGACAUCGGCAAUGGGGCGACACUUGGGGAGAGGGAGAGGGUGGAGGCAAACCCUCCCAGCACAGGCCUGGGUCUGGGUUUGGGAGCCAUCAGCCUCGGAGCCGGGACGGGCCAGCAGAGCCCCACUGAGAGGAGGGGCGGCGUGAAGCAGGACCCCGAAUCAGACUCAGACCUGGAGAUAACGGAUCUGAGCGACUGCAGCUCGGACAACGAGAACGAGCAUGACUUUGGUAUCGGGAAAGAGUCCAGUCUGGUGAGCCGGUCACCGCUUGUGUUGGAUGGAAAGAAAGGGAGCCUGCUUCCUCCUAUCACCUCACUCCCCCCACCGGUGUCUCCUCAUCCGUUGAAGAGCCUGAUGCCCCUUACUCCUCCACCUCCUUCCCUGCCUCCAUCACUCUCUCCCUCCAUGGCUCUGCAUGACAGACACAGGGAGGCAGAGACUCUGAAAAUGAUCCACAGCUAAGACAUUUUCUGAUCACCAUGACCGGUCUACGCUCUGAUAACUCUCUUCUUCGUUCCUGUUGCGAUCACUCAAAUCUUUGUUCACUUCUGAUUAUUAUUUUUCCAAGUGAAGCACUUCAGUCCCCCACUUCUGAAACUGCUCUUUUUCUGUUUGCUGUGUAAGUUUUUUUAUUCAUCACAUUCUCGGGACUUUAUAUAUAUAUUCAUAUUUAAGUACGUUUAAAAUAUAAUUUAUUAAGACAUAGUCAAAUGUUGCCAUCUAGUGGUUGUCUUAAGCAAUGCUUUUCACAGGCUUUAACUUAAUGCAGUCUCUUUUGGUAAGUAUUCACACCACCUGAACUUUUUCACAUUUCGUUCCACUACAAGCACAAACUGUUAUUGUAUUAAUUCUUGAUUUUUUUUUAAAAUUGCAAGUUUCAAAUGCUUCUACAACUGAAAAUCCAAAAAGUGUUGUGUGUAUGUGUAAUCAGCAGCCCUAAAUUUAACAUUUUAAAAUCACUGUUCACUGCAAUCACAGCUGCUGGUCUUUUGGAAAAUGUUUCAACCACUUUACUCAUCUUGAGUCUUUUUUUGUCACUCGUCUUUACAACAUAUUUCCAGCUCGGUCAGACUGAACAGAGUGCAUUCAUUAAACUAUCACCGUAAAUACAGGUUUAAACAAUUGAUCCACACGAAUCUGAAUCAUUCUGUUGUACCUCUGGUUGUGUGGCUAAAGUUGCUGUGCUGUUAGAAGUUGAAACUUUGCUCCAGUUUUAAGUCUUUCGCAACUUGUAGGUUCUGUCAGAGGAUUGACCGUAGUUUAACUGGACCAACGUCUCUGUCCCUGCUGAAGUUCUGAGCUCUUCGUAUUAAUUUGAUGACAUUUGAAGGCUGCUUGCUGCACUGGAUUUUUUUUAAAGAUGUCAUAGUAAAGGAGGAUUAAAAAUAAAUGCACACCACACUUUUUCAAAAACCAUAAUUUUUUUUCACCUAUUCAUUACUUUGUGUUUGAUCAAAAAACAUUUUAAUAGAACAUCUGGAAUUUUCUAAUUGCUAUGGGACUAAAUGUAAGAAAAGGUGAAAGGAGUUUUAAUAUGUUUUUAACACACUGUAGUCUGUAUAAACUCAUCCUCCAAAAAUAUAUAUAUAUAUUUUGUUUGUACACUCAGUUUUAAGUGUUUUUAUUCAAAUACAAAAGUUACAUUAUAUAUUCAGUUUCAACUGUAUCACUCUGUGAAUACUUAUUUGUUGCUGCAUUUUUACCAACAGGAAUGAAAAAGACAGAUGGAGGCUGGACCAGUUUAAAAUUUGUAUGAAUAUUUCUGUGUAUAUAUUUUAAUAUGGUGUACAUGACAUUUAAUUAUCAUUCCUCUAUGAUAAGAUUUAUCUGUAUUGUUGUGAUUUACUUCAGUAUUUAAACAUGUUGGAAAAUUAUAAGCGUCAGUGUAUCAAGGUUUAAACUAUUAAUGGAAGAAGAUCUGCGAUCUGAAAGUGAAGAAAGAGCUCUAGCUUAUGCUUUUUGAUUUCUGAUUUCCGUCGACCCAAAUUCCAGUAAUUGUCCACUUUCAUAAUUUUUACGACUUGCCCAGUGGGGAAAAAAACCUUUGGAUUUCAAAAAAAGCAUACUGGAAAAUGUAUUUUUCUAGUUAGCAUUAAGCCAGUAUGAAGCUAUUGUAAUUAGUCAAAUAUUACUGUUAUUGGUCUUUGGAUCUUUUUAAAUCAUCCUCAAAAAUCUGCUUUGGUUACUUUUCAGUCAGUGUUAUUUUUAUUUUUUUCAUCUCUGCAGAAACAGACCGUUUCAAAACAUUGCAAAAAAAACAAAAUAAUUAUUUCUCUGACACUGUUGUACAGUUUCUUCAUUUUAGCUGCUAUUGGUUUGCCAGACAGUGUCACUUUCAAGGAUCCGUUGUAAAAGCUCUAUUGUAAACUUACUGUAAAGCUUUAUGUUUUGUUAAGUUGUUCCAGGAAAGGUCACAAGUCACCCUUGUGUGAAAUACCAAGCUGUAAAUACUGUCUCCUUCCUGUGUGUGUGUGCGUGUACACAUCACAAAAUGAAAAUGCAGUGAGUCUACUGAUCAUCUUUGUUUAUUUUACUGUAAAGAGGGAAAAAAUGAAUUUGCAAAAAGAAAAAAAAGAUUAAUAUCUUCAAAAGCAAUAAAUAUAAUUCUGGAUAGCA